GCUUCCGGGGCGGACUAUUUCCGGACUUAUUCCGCCAAAUUUAAACAAGACUUCUCACCAGUUGCAGCUGUUCACCCUUUUCUCAAUUAAUUAAGCCGCUUUUGGGGUCGAUUAUCAAAUCUUUGAAGAUGCCUGCUAUACCGAAGAGACCUUGCCCUGACCCAAUGAAUGACUCUAUGGAGAAGAGAAUAACGCGCAUUUCAAUCGAAGGAAACAUUGCGGCUGGGAAGUCUACUUUUGUGCGCCUUUUGGAGCAGGAGAGCACGGAUUGGGAGGUAGUACCGGAACCGAUCGCUAGAUGGUGCAAUGUCCAAACAACAGGCAGCGACUUUAAGGAGCUGACCACGUCUCAGAGGAGCGGCGGCAACGUGUUGAAGAUGAUGUACGAGAAGCCUGAGAGGUGGGCUUACACAUUCCAGAGCUACGCCUGCAUCAGCCGAGUGCGCGCCCAGAUCAAAUCUGCAAACGGGAAGCUCCAAGAGGCUGAGAAUCCCGUGUUGUUCUACGAGAGAUCCAUCUACAGUGACAGGUACAUCUUUGCAGGCAACCUAUAUGAGAGUGAAUGCAUGAAUGAGACUGAAUGGUCCAUCUACCAGGACUUGCAUGGCUGGCUUCACAACCAGUUUGGCAAACACAUUGAGCUAGAUGGUAUCAUCUACCUCAGAGCUUCACCAGAGAAAUGCUUGGAGCGUUUACACAUGAGGGGAAGACAGGAGGAACAGGAAAUCCCUCUGGAAUACCUGGAGAAGCUCCACUACAAGCAUGAGAGCUGGCUGCAGAAUAAGACAAUGAACAUGGAGUUUGAGUAUCUCAGCGACGUUCCCGUUCUGACCUUGGACGUGAACGACGAUUUUAAGCAAAACGAUUCAAAGACUGCUGACAUGAUUGAGAAGGUGAAGGAGUUCUUGAGCACAUUGUGACGGAAAAAGAGAACAUCCUGGAAUAACAAUGAAUUACCCCAACAACCAUCACUUUUCUCAUUCAUUUGUUGUUGUCAGUAUCUGAAAAUGUGCACUUUUUUAAUAUAAUUUUGCUGUUUUUUUGUUAAUUUUUGAAUUGUGCAGUUAUAAAUGGAAAUGAGUGCACAGUUUUUCAACAUUUAGUAAAGGAUAAUGUUUGAAAUACUAAAGUGUGUAUGUGUGCUUAUCUGCACAGGUUGCUUUAAUAUUCAGCAUCUGUGUUCAUUUCACAAAUAAAAUAAAAAGUUUUAUUUUUAUUUUUAAAGAAUACUCAUAAAGUCAAAGCUAUCUUUCAAAAUAAGUGCUUUUGAUGAAUAGAUGAUCAUGCAGCUCGGAUAAAAAAAUAACUGAAAUGGACUCCAACUUCAGCAUCAUCACUCUACCUAUUGUGUUUUUCUUCUCUGUGCGCCCUCAGGCUGUGCCUGAAAGCCAUGGUAAAUAUAAAAACGAAUCAAAAAUGUGAUUGCAUUAAUAUUAAAGUUAUAUUUGAAUUUACUGAGAUGCACUUGUAGUUCUUCCAGAAGGUGUCGCCAGUCCCCAUUAUAACCUAUAGGCUAUUUUGGACAUCUGUCUGCUUUUACUUGGUACCACUGCCAGUAGGACAAAGCCACCUGAAGUAAUAGCUUUGGGUUUCUUUAAUUGAGUGGGUUAUUUUAUAAAAA
Messenger RNA from Poecilia reticulata (guppy), 1621 nucleotides. RefSeq names its product deoxycytidine kinase (gene dck). Gene Ontology annotation, cellular component: cytoplasm; mitochondrion. NCBI's taxonomy places the organism in Eukaryota, Metazoa, Chordata, Actinopteri, Cyprinodontiformes, Poeciliidae. Gene Ontology annotation, molecular function: deoxycytidine kinase activity; ATP binding. The record is from RefSeq and is a predicted model, not a curated record. Gene Ontology annotation, biological process: nucleobase-containing compound metabolic process.